Molecule: messenger RNA, 816 nt
Organism: Fusarium poae
Lineage: Eukaryota; Fungi; Ascomycota; Sordariomycetes; Hypocreales; Nectriaceae
Exons: 7
Coding region: 1-816 (271 amino acids)
Biological process (GO): ceramide catabolic process; ceramide biosynthetic process
Cellular component (GO): endoplasmic reticulum membrane
Source: RefSeq, a predicted model, not a curated record
AUGGUUGAACCGUUUUGGGGUCCUCAGACCUCUUAUCUAAAUUUCUGUGAAGAGGAUUAUACGAUUACUCGAUACAUCGCAGAGUUCAUCAAUACUAUCAGUAGUCUCACAUAUGUGGCAUAUGGACUCUAUGGCUUGUUGACCUCCCCCAAGUUCCCCACGGGCCCCCGGUUGAUCUCAUACUGUGGACUCAUGGGUGUUGGAAUUUGUUCUGCUGGCUAUCACAUGACGUUGAAGUAUCAUACUCAAAUGUCUGAUGAACUGUCGAUGCACUUGCUCACCACACCUCUUAUCUACCGUCUCCUAACGUUCAAAGCUUCACCUGAAAAGACUCGACUCAUCGGCACCAUACUAUCGAUACUUUUCACUAUUGUUAUGGUUACACACAUGGUCAUGGAUGAAUUUCUGUUGCACGCUACUACCUUUGGUUUGGGCGUAUACAUUAUCGCUACCCGGGUAUUGAAGGUCAUUCCACAGCAGGUGAAAGAUCCUGUCACCAAGAAGAAGUUUCAAAAUAUUGCUGUCCUUGGUCUUGGAUCUUUUGUUUUUGGCUAUGUCGUCUGGUUGAUCGAUGAGUUCGCCUGUCGUUAUCUGACCAGUGCACGGCAUACCAUUGGCCUGCCUUUUGCCUUUCUGCUCGAACUACAUGGAUGGUGGCAUGUUCUCACUGCCAUUGGAGGAUACACUGCUGUUGCAGUCAUCGACGUGGUCACAACAGGAGUAGUAACGGAUGAUCCAACCGAUACCUUUGCUUGGCCAGUUCCUCUUGCGGUAAAGCUUAUGUCUGGGAAGUCUAGUUCCGUGAAGCAAGGGUAG